Messenger RNA from Cynocephalus volans (Philippine flying lemur), 2163 nucleotides. It is a transcript of the gene PLPPR4, whose product is annotated as phospholipid phosphatase related 4. The transcript is spliced from 7 exons. Gene Ontology annotation, cellular component: plasma membrane. Gene Ontology annotation, molecular function: phosphatidate phosphatase activity. The record is from RefSeq and is a predicted model, not a curated record. The coding region runs from base 16 to 2163 and encodes 715 amino acids. Gene Ontology annotation, biological process: signal transduction; phospholipid dephosphorylation; axonogenesis. NCBI's taxonomy places the organism in Eukaryota, Metazoa, Chordata, Mammalia, Dermoptera, Cynocephalidae.
GGGCAGGCGGCCGGGAUGUCGGCGAAGGAGAGGCCAAAGGGCAAAGUGAUCAAGGACAGCGUCACCCUCCUGCCCUGCUUUUAUUUCGUCGAGUUGCCUAUAUUGGCAUCGUCAGUGGUUAGUCUCUAUUUUCUUGAACUCACGGAUGUAUUCAAACCUGUGCACUCUGGAUUUAGCUGCUAUGACCGGAGUCUUAGCAUGCCGUACAUCGAACCAACCCAGGAGGCAAUUCCAUUCCUCAUGUUGCUUAGCUUGGCAUUUGCUGGACCUGCAAUUACGAUCAUGGUAGGAGAAGGAAUUCUAUACUGUUGCCUGUCCAAAAGAAGAAAUGGGGUUGGACUGGAGCCCAACAUUAAUGCCGGAGGCUGCAACUUCAACUCUUUCCUCAGAAGAGCUGUCAGAUUCGUUGGUGUUCAUGUAUUUGGACUAUGCUCUACGGCUCUUAUUACAGAUAUCAUACAACUGUCCACAGGAUAUCAGGCACCAUACUUUCUGACUGUGUGCAAGCCAAACUAUACCUCUCUGAAUGUAUCUUGCAAAGAAAAUUCCUAUAUUGUGGAAGAUAUUUGCUCAGGAUCUGACCUUACAGUUAUCAACAGCGGCAGAAAGUCAUUCCCUUCUCAACAUGCGACCCUCGCUGCCUUUGCAGCUGUGUACGUUUCAAUGUACUUCAAUUCCACAUUAACGGAUUCCUCUAAGCUUCUGAAACCUCUCUUGGUCUUCACGUUCAUCAUCUGUGGUAUCAUCUGUGGGCUAACACGGAUUACUCAGUAUAAGAACCACCCAGUUGAUGUCUAUUGUGGCUUUUUAAUAGGAGGAGGAAUUGCACUGUACUUGGGCCUUUAUGCCGUGGGAAAUUUUCUGCCUAGUGAAGAGAGUAUGUUUCAGCACAGAGAAGCGCUCAGGUCUCUGACGGACCUCAACCAAGACCCCAGCCGAGUUUUAUCAGCUAAAAACGGAAGCAGCAGUGACGGAAUCGCUCAUACAGAAGGCAUCCUCAACCGAAACCACAGAGACGCCAGCUCACUGACCAACCUGAAAAGGGCAAAUGCUGAUGUAGAAAUCAUCACCCCGCGGAGCCCCAUGGGGAAGGAGAACAUGGUGACCUUCAGCAAUACCCUGCCGAGAGCCAACACCCCUUCCAUUGAAGACCCUGUCAGAAGAAACGCCACCAUUCACGCCUCUAUGGAUUCCGCUCGAUCAAAACAGCUCCUCACCCAGUGGAAGAAUAAGAAUGAAAGUCGGAAGUUGUCCCUGCAAGUUAUAGAGACGGAGCCCGGACAGUCACCAUCCAGAUCCAUAGAGAUGAGGUCAAGCUCAGAGCCAUCCAGGGUAGGGGUGAAUGGAGACCACCACGGUCCUGGCAAUCAGUACCUCAAGAUCCAGCCUGGCACGGUCCCCGGCUGUAACAACAGCAUGGCUGGAGGGCCAAGGGUGUCCAUUCAGUCCCGCCCCGGGUCCUCACAGUUGGUGCACAUCCCUGAGGAGACCCAGGAAAACAUAAGCACCUCCCCCAAAAGCAGCUCUGCCCGGGCCAAGUGGUUGAAAGCUGCUGAGAAGACUGUGGCCUGUAACAGAAGCAACAACCAGCCCCGAAUCAUGCAAGUAAUAGCCAUGUCCAAGCAGCAGGGCGUCCUCCAGAGCAGCCCCAAGAAUACUGAAGGCAGCACAGUCUCCUGCACGGGCUCCAUCCGCUACAAGACCUUGACAGACCACGAACCCGGUGGGAUCGUGAGGGUCGAGGCUCACCCCGAAAACAACAGGCCCAUCAUCCAGAUCCCGUCCACCGAAGGCGAAGGCAGUGGCUCCUGGAAAUGGAAAGCCCCUGAAAAGGGCAGCCUUCGCCAAACCUACGAGCUCAACGACCUCAACAGGGACUCAGAAAGCUGCGAGUCCCUGAAAGACAGUUUCGGUUCUGGAGAUCGCAAGAGAAGCAACAUCGACAACAACGAGCAUCACCACCACGGCAUCACCACUAUCCGCGUCACCCCCGUAGAGGGCAGUGAAAUCGGUUCAGAGACGCUGUCCGUCUCUUCAUCCCGCGACUCCACCCUGCGAAGGAAGGGCAACAUCAUCUUAAUCCCUGAAAGAAGCAACAGCCCCGAAAGCACUAGAAAUAUCUUCUACAAAGGAACCUCCCCCACACGGGCUUACAAGGAUUGA